GGGCCCGGCAUCCUCCGCGGAGCAAGAUGGCGGCGGCCGGGACGGCCCCGGAGGCGACGAGGAGCUAGGCCGUCCGCCCCGCGGCCUCUCCCGAGGGCCGGGCAGGUCCCAGGAAGCGAGCUCAAGCCCAGUCCAACGAAGGCGUGAUGGCUUUUCCUGCCGUGGCCGUGGGGACGCCCCAGUGAUGCCUCUGCCCUGAGAGGCAGUGUCGGCUUCUCGCAGCCCUGACUGGACCGCCGGAGCCUGCGGCGGAAGCGCCCCGGCCGAGGCCCGAGGCCGGUCUCGCAAGGCCCUCCGCCCCGACAGGCGCGACCCUGAGCGCUCCAUGCCUGCGGGCGGAGGGAGGCGGCGCCUCCCCCAGGGCUGCCACCUCUGUUGGCUGCUCUGCGCUUUCGCCCUAAAGCUCUGCCAGGCCGAGGCCCCCGCGCCCGCGGAGAAGCUGUCAGUGGGCGCCUCGAACCUGCCGUGCUGGCUGGUGGAAGAGUUCGCGGUGGCAGAGGAGUGCGCGCCGUGCUCCCGUUUCCAGGCCAAAACCACCCCUGAGUGUGGUUCCACAGGGUAUGUGGAGAAAAUCACAUGCAGCUCAUCUAAGAGGAAUGAAUUCAAAAGCUGCCGCUCAGCUCUGAUGGAACAACAUUUAUUCUGGAAAUUUGAAGGGGCCAUCGUGGGUGUGGCCUUGGUCUUUGCUUGCCUUGUCAUCAUUCGUCAGCGACAGCUGGACAGAAAAGCUCUGGAAAAGGUCCGGAAGCAAAUCGAGUCCAUAUAGCUACCUUCCACUUUUUGAUAGGAGCCUUAGGGAUUGUACCUCAGACACAGACAGUAGAAUGAACGGACUUGGGCCCUUUGUUCUUGGGAACUUGUGGUGGCACCUA
Enhydra lutris kenyoni (northern sea otter) is the source of this 872-nucleotide messenger RNA. RefSeq names its product jumping translocation breakpoint. NCBI's taxonomy places the organism in Eukaryota, Metazoa, Chordata, Mammalia, Carnivora, Mustelidae. Gene Ontology annotation, biological process: mitotic cytokinesis. The transcript has 5 exons. The record is from RefSeq and is a predicted model, not a curated record. Bases 326 to 766 code for a protein of 146 amino acids. Gene Ontology annotation, cellular component: cytoplasm; midbody; centrosome.